AUGGGUAAAAAUGCCAAUAAUGUUAUUCCAGACCAUGUGAAGAAUGGAAUUAGAGAACAUAUUAACUCUAUUCCCCGUUUAGAAUCUCAUUAUUGCAGAGCUUCCACUAACAAAGAAUACUUGCCUAAUGGGUUAUCUAUUGCGCUUUUAUAUGACAAAUAUGCUCAAAGAUGUCGAGAGAUUUCUCGAGAACCAGCAAAACUGCACAUGUACCGCCAUAUUUUUAACAACGAAUUCAAUAUAGGAUUUCAUAUGCCAAAAAAAGAUCGAUGUGAUGCCUGUGAAUCUAUGAAAAUGAAUGAAAAUCCAACAGAACUGGAAAGGAUCACCCAUUUGUCACACAUACAAGGCAAAGAAUCAACUAAGUCUGAACGUGAAAAAGAUCGAAAUAAUUCCGAAACCUUUACUAUAUGUUUUGAUUUACAAAAUGUAUUUGCACUACCAACUGCUGAUGUUUCUAAUUUCUUCUAUAGGCGAAAACUAAACGUCUACCACAUGACUGCACAUUGCUCAGCAGACAAGAGAGGUUAUGGUGCUGUGUGGCAUGAGGGUCAAAGUGGUCGUUCAGGAAAUGAUAUUGCCAGUUCUGUGGUGCGUAUCUUAGACUCUAUAUAUGAGUUUAAUUCUUCAGAUCCAAGAAUCCAGAAUAUCACUCUCUGGAGUGAUUCAUGCGUUCCUCAAAAUAAAAACAGGGUUAUGUCUACAGCUAUUAAAUUAUUCUUAAAGAAUCAUCCAGAUAUAAAAACCAUUAUUCACAAAUAUAGUCAGCCUGGACACUCAUCUAUACAGGAAGUUGACAAUCUGCACAGUCAAAUAGAACGUGUAUGUAGGAACAUUGAGAUUUACAGUCCAGUUGGGCUUCUACGUUUGUUGAAGAAAGUUAAAGUGAGUAAACCUUUGAACAUCAUCCAGAUGAAACCAGAAUACUUUAAAGAUUAUCUAACGAUAGCAAACACCGGUCAAUUUCAAAAUAUCCCUUUUACAAAAGUGAAAUGCCUACUGUACGAACAGUAUGAACCCAAAAUUUUAAGGUAUAAAAAGGGGUUUGACGAAGAGUGGAUUACUGAGAACGUUUUUGAGCGACAAUGGUCUCGUAGUGGGAUAACUUCCAUACACCUUGGUGAACCAAAAUCUGCAAAAUCCAAGCCCCUCACACAAGUCAAAAUUCAAGACAUUAAAGCGAUGUUAAAAUUCAUGCCCCCCUCUGAUAGAGCCUACAUGUAUUUACAAUGUUAG
Messenger RNA from Lottia gigantea (owl limpet), 1236 nucleotides. RefSeq lists its product as hypothetical. The coding region runs from base 1 to 1236 and encodes 411 amino acids. Lineage: Eukaryota; Metazoa; Mollusca; Gastropoda; Lottiidae. The record is from RefSeq and is a predicted model, not a curated record. The transcript has a single exon.